CAGCCGUUGGAUCCGGCUCUAAACCCUAAGCCCGUGGAGGCACCUAUAUAAGCCAACCCCUAAGCGGGGCGCACCUUGAGCGAGGAAGAUCAACCGGCGGCGCAGCCACAGAGGGAACCCGAAGCCGCCGCCAUGGGUAUUUCGCGUGACUCCAUGCACAAGCGCCGCGCCACUGGCGGCAAGCAGAAGGCCUGGAGGAAGAAGCGAAAGUAUGAGCUCGGUCGUCAGCCUGCUAACACCAAGCUGUCUAGCAACAAGACAGUGAGGAGAGUCCGUGUCCGUGGAGGCAAUGUCAAGUGGAGGGCCCUACGUUUGGAUACUGGCAACUACUCCUGGGGAAGUGAGGCUGUGACCCGCAAGACCCGUCUCCUCGAUGUGGUUUACAACUCCUCCAACAAUGAGCUUGUCAGGACCCAGACCCUUGUGAAAAAUGCCAUUGUGCAAGUUGAUGCUGCCCCCUUCAAGCAGUGGUACCUCACUCACUAUGGAGUGGAUAUUGGUAGGAAGAAGAAGACCCCUGCUGCUACCAAGAAGGAUGCUACUGAGACAUUGCAGGAUGGUGAUGCUGCUGCACCUGCUGCUGCGGCUGCAGAGGAAACCAAGAAAAGCAACAAUGUCCAGAGGAAGCUGGAGAAACGCCAACAGGGUCGCACCCUAGACCCCCACAUCGAAGAACAAUUUAGCAGUGGAAGGUUGUUGGCAUGCAUUUCUUCCCGCCCUGGGCAGUGUGGACGAGCUGAUGGCUACAUCCUUGAGGGUAAGGAGCUUGAGUUCUACAUGAAGAAGCUCCAAAAGAAGAAGGGCAAGGGUGCCGCUGCUUAGAGCAAAUCCUAAGAACUCUUUUUGUUCCCUUGAUACUGUUAGCUGUUUGGAGUCUGUCUUAUGCUUGCGGACAAAUGGCUGGUUGUUUCCCCCCUCAAAAUUGAUCUUGUCUAGCAUGAAGAGCUGAGAAUUGUUUAUGUACUCUCGUAUUAUUAGUUUCUAUGUGUACUCUUUUGGAUCGUCGUUUAUAAUUUUGAACUUAGCUGUUUUGCCUGA
Molecule: messenger RNA, 1038 nt
Organism: Brachypodium distachyon (stiff brome)
Lineage: Eukaryota; Viridiplantae; Streptophyta; Magnoliopsida; Poales; Poaceae
Product: 40S ribosomal protein S8
Exons: 5
Coding region: 133-822 (229 amino acids)
Biological process (GO): translation; maturation of SSU-rRNA from tricistronic rRNA transcript (SSU-rRNA, 5.8S rRNA, LSU-rRNA)
Cellular component (GO): cytosolic small ribosomal subunit; ribosome
Molecular function (GO): structural constituent of ribosome
Source: RefSeq, a predicted model, not a curated record